This is a messenger RNA of Ilex paraguariensis (yerba mate), 1950 nucleotides long. Lineage: Eukaryota; Viridiplantae; Streptophyta; Magnoliopsida; Aquifoliales; Aquifoliaceae. The record is from the annotation of a GenBank genome assembly.
GGAGAAGAAGAUGGACUUUGCGGAACAAGAGAUAGACUUAUUCGGAGAUGGAGACUAUUCAAACGACGAAGGACAAGAGGAAAACGAAGAAAAACAACAGGCCCACCAAUCAUCUUCAUCAUCCUCGUCAUCUUCAGGCUCUUCUUCACCUUCUUCAUCGUCUAAUCACAGUGGAAGUAGUGGUCGCAGCGGCAGUGGUAGCGGCAGCGGAAGCGAAAGUGGAAGUGGCAGCGGCGGCGAAGAGGAGGACGACGAAGAAGAUAAUGGGGAAGUGAGGUCUAAUUACAAUAAUAGUCACAAUGAUAACGAUGAUGACGACAAAGAUCUGUUUGGCUCUGAUAAUGAAGAAUACUGUAAAACCCCUUCGAAAAGUCCCUUUUUGGUGCCCGUGUUGCCUCCAAUUCGUAAUACUAACAACCAGAGAGGAGGUUUUGGGCGUGGUCGUUGGCAAAAUGAUAGAGGAGCUGGCAUCCUUCCUCGACCUGGACCUUAUCCUCAAAGGCAUGGCUAUGGUUAUGGUUCCAAGUUCAUUAAUGGUCGUCAUGAUGACCGUUUUGUUUCUGAAUUAAAGCUUACGAAAAGUGAAGAAACUUUAGCAAGAAAAUGCAUACAAUUUCAGGAACCAUGCGAACUUGCUUGCUAUAGUCGUGCAGAAGGUGGAGAUGUGUACUUUGAUGAUCGCAGCUUGAGGCUUUUUAAACGUCUUAUUACUGAAGAUGUUGGAGCUGACCUGAAUGAAGGUUUCGACACUUUCAUUGAAAAGCAAGAUUUGGGUUCUCAGGGGUUUGGUGACCUUCUUGCUUGCAUAAGAGACAAAAAUAUCCCACUUCAAAAUAUGCAUUUUGUGACAUAUCGUAACAAUCUUAAUAAGAUAUUGGCUACUGCUUAUAUGAGGCAUGAACCGUGGGAAAUGGGGGUGCAUAAAAGGAAUGGAGUUGUCUAUCUUGAUGUGCACAAAUUACCAGAAAGGCCACAAAGUGAGCUGGAUCGUCGAAGAUCUUAUUGGGGAUACUGUUUUGAGAGCCUUGCCACUGAAGACCCAACAAGGGCUGAUGGGGAAGGGGUACAUCAUAUUGAUUCCAACAUUGAAUAUUGUUCCGUAAUUAAAACCAAAUUAGGAGCUCAUCGUAUCUUGAUGGGUGCUGAAAUGGAUUGCUGUGAUUCGACGGAUGAUGGAAGGAGGUUUUAUGUGGAGUUAAAGACAAGUCGUGAGUUGAAUUACCAUACUGAGGAAAGAUAUGAGAGGGAGAAAUUGCUCAAAUUCUGGAUCCAGUCAUUUCUAGCUGGUGUCCCUUUCAUUGUCAUUGGAUUCAGGGAUGAUUCCGGGCGACUUGUCCGCACAGAGAGACUAAGAACCAAAGACAUAACGCAUAGAGUGAAAAUGAAAAACUAUUGGCAGGGAGGAGUUUGCUUAGCAUUUGCUGAUGAGGUGUUAUGCUGGCUUUAUGGGACAGUCAAAGAGAAUGAAGACUACAUAUUGCAGUUUGCUCAGCCUUUCAACCGUUUGGAGCUUCUCCAAGCACAGUCGUGCCCGGAUGUAAUUACUAACCAUGUUGAGCAGUUAUGACCAUAUCAGGAGCUUCAUAAAUUAUAUAGUACAAACUUGGAUUCAAGAAUACAGAAGGGAAGCGAGGACUGGGGCUGAGAUAUUAACUUGUGAUUUUGAGAUAGAAUGCAAGUUUUGUUGUAUCUAUAUGGUGUGCAAGAAGAAUAUGUUGACAUUUGCACAUGAGGCAGGCAGGUCAUAGAAAUGAUUUUGUUAGGAAUGGCAGAGCCAUGUUUUGCAUUAUCAUUUUUUAAAAGAGGUAGAUUUACAAAUGUAGAAUUAGUACAUUGUAUCAUUAUGCAAAAGAAAAAAAGGAUGAUUUUUCUAUCAGUCAUAUACUUCAUCCAAUUAGGCUGAUGAAUUAAACCCGAAUUUCGUCCGGAGUUAGUUUCAUUAAUUUGCUG